AAGCAGAAAUGGAGUAUAUAUCAACACACUGCGCAACCCUCGGUGGAGAUCGGAGAGAAUUUCGUCGUUGAUUGAAAUUAGAGCGAGAUUCCAGAGUCAAAAUUCGGUAGCAAUUUUGUUGAAAACAAUUCAAAAUGGUUGAAAACAAAGCUGAGAUUCCAGAGAAAUACGAUUUGAAUGCGAAAUGGGAUGCUUGUCUCGAUUUAAGCCUGCGCCGCUUCGUCUACUCGUCAUUCGGCGGUGGUUUCGCCGGACUUCUUCUCUUCCGAAGUCCUGUAACACGCUGGGCUUCGGUAGCAUUUGGUGCCGGGCUGGGGAUCGGCUCUGCAUACUCUGAGUGUGCUCAUAAGUUUAAUACUUCUUCACCAAAAUUAACUUCUUACGUUUCUGAGACUCCUAUGCCCGAGGCUGGAGAUGAAUAAAGCAACUGCAAUUUCAGAGUGAGCAUGUUUUCUUAGGCGUUCGACUUCCAUUUCCAUACAUUUGCUUUUUUCUACUCAGAGAAUGCAUUGCCAGAAUUCUGCUUGGCUUUACUCAAUAACACAACAAUAUGUAGCAUUGUUAUCACGAAUGCUUCUAUCUCUUAGUGUAUUUGAAUCUCCUUUUCAGAGGAAACCAAACACUUCCUAGUAAUUGAAGAGAACAUGUCUCCUGUCUAUCAAUACUCUUAUUUCCCCAUUGGGUACCAAAAGAGAAUUAUGGUUCCAAUGUUGGUUCGAUUGGUUUUGAUUGAACGGAUCAAAUGCACUAGUUGUGGCGGAUUGCCUUGCUGCCUAUUCAUGUA
Salvia hispanica is the source of this 784-nucleotide messenger RNA. Its product is annotated as MICOS complex subunit MIC10-like. The record is from RefSeq and is a predicted model, not a curated record. NCBI's taxonomy places the organism in Eukaryota, Viridiplantae, Streptophyta, Magnoliopsida, Lamiales, Lamiaceae. Gene Ontology annotation, cellular component: mitochondrion; MICOS complex; mitochondrial inner membrane.